Aplysia californica (California sea hare) is the source of this 768-nucleotide messenger RNA. RefSeq names its product damage-control phosphatase ARMT1. Gene Ontology annotation, biological process: DNA damage response. Lineage: Eukaryota; Metazoa; Mollusca; Gastropoda; Aplysiida; Aplysiidae. The record is from RefSeq and is a predicted model, not a curated record. Gene Ontology annotation, molecular function: phosphatase activity. Gene Ontology annotation, cellular component: cytoplasm; nucleus. Bases 1 to 768 code for a protein of 255 amino acids. The transcript has 3 exons.
AUGGCUUCUCCAUCCCGCAUCAGAGAAGUGAGAGGCAUGACAGAUGACCCACUGAAACAGUUGUCAGACCUGAAGCCCAAGCUGUUGGUGGAUGAUACAGAUGCAGUGCUCAAAAGAUUGCUUGAUGCUGCAAAAGCCAAGGGUGGUCAGGGAGGACGAGUUGACAUUGUCAUGGAUAAUGCUGGCUUUGAACUCCUAUCAGACUGGUGCCUGGCAGAAUUUUUGUUGAGUUCUGGACUAGCAACAUCAGUUCAUUUUCAUAUCAAAGCUAUGCCUUGGUUUGUCUCUGAUGUCACAGAAAAAGACUUCAAUUGGACUCUUCACCAGAUGUCUGCCAUGAACCACAUUGCUAUGAGCCAGCUGGCACAAAAGUGGAAGCAGCGCCUCAAUGAUAAGACCUGGAUCAUAGAGGUGGACAACUACUGGACCAUGCCUAAUGACUAUGCUCAGAUGGAAGAACUGAACCCUGCCCUCUAUCAACAACUUUCCCAAGCAGACCUCGUUAUAUUUAAAGGAGACUUGAACUACAGAAAACUUGUAGGAGAUUUGAAGUGGGAUUAUACAACCGAUUUCCAGACGAGUUUAAGGGGAUUUCUACCAGCUCCUCUGUGUGCACUUAGGGCACUGAAGAGUAAUUCAGUAACUGGUCUGAAAAAGGGUCAGGCAGAAGUGGCAGAGAAGGAGAGCAGCCAGUGGAUGGUCACUGGGGAGUGGGCAGUGCUCUCUUUCUCUUCAGGCAAGACAACCUCUCAACCCUGUGCCUGUUAG